Portunus trituberculatus (swimming crab) is the source of this 876-nucleotide messenger RNA. RefSeq names its product adult-specific cuticular protein ACP-20-like. The transcript is spliced from 3 exons. Bases 61 to 858 code for a protein of 265 amino acids. The record is from RefSeq and is a predicted model, not a curated record. NCBI's taxonomy places the organism in Eukaryota, Metazoa, Arthropoda, Malacostraca, Decapoda, Portunidae. Gene Ontology annotation, cellular component: extracellular matrix.
GGAGGUAUAAAAUGUCUCGUGGCUCGGAAAUUUAGUUAGUUUUCUUCUCUUCACUUUAAGAUGAACACACACAUUUCAAGAACCACGAGGCAAUGGCAAAACAUUCUGGCCAUCACACUUUUAGCCUCCCUCUACCUUACCACAGCCCUCCCCAGCCCCCAGUCAGCCACCAGGGGACGCCCACACAUCCCCCUCACCCCUGCCAAGCCCCACACCCCUGAGGCAGCCCCUGGAGUCACCCACGCAGGCCCAAACGCACCCCUGGGUUACCAAUCGUUGGGGGUCGCUGGCAAACAAAACGUGAAUUCAGGUUUUAAGGAAUUUGACGCUUUCUCAGCAUCAAACAGGGGUUCUCAUGGGGGUGGAGGUGUCCCAGGGGGUUAUCAGUCCUUCCCUGGGGGCCAUGGAGGAGCUGGAGGAGGCGGGGGAGGAGGAUUCGGUGGAGGAAAGCCAGGAGGACAUCCUUAUAAAUCUGGACCACAGGAUUUCAGUUACCCGAUUCAGCCACACACCUUCGGCUACUCAGUGCAGGACCCUUACUACGGCGACUCCCACCAGCACCAGGAAGUUUCAGAUGGGACUACAACUAAGGGACAGUAUAGAGUAGCGCUUCCCGAUGGUCGUACACAGAUUGUCACUUACUCAGCAGACUCUAAGACUGGUUUUAAUGCGCAGGUCACUUACGAGGGGGACGCUAAACCCUAUGUCCCUCCUGAGGCUCCCACGGGGGGUUAUGGAGCGCAGGGGGGUCAUGCAGGACAGGGGCAGAAGUAUAGUGGUGGUGGUGGUGGUGGUGGUGGUGGUGGUGGUGGUGGUUAUAGUGGUGGUGGUAAUGUUGGUGUGGGAUAUGUGAGGUAAGUGUGUGUGUGUGUGUGU